This is a messenger RNA of Spodoptera exigua (beet armyworm), 734 nucleotides long. NCBI's taxonomy places the organism in Eukaryota, Metazoa, Arthropoda, Insecta, Lepidoptera, Noctuidae. The record is from the annotation of a GenBank genome assembly.
UUCGAAUUUUGCGAGUUUCAUUUAUUUUAUUUAGUAAGCUUUUGAAUGGUUCUGUAGUUUAUUUAUAUAUUUUUACAUAAUUUUAUAGGCAUUAGAACUUGAAAAAUGGAUCCCAUUUCUAUCCUAGAAAGCAGAAUUGAGCAGUUGGAAGCUAAACUUGGUUUGGCAGUAAAUGCUCCUAUUGAUGGACAGCAAGGAGAUACAGCUACUGCGAAUCUGCUCAAUACUGCGCAGGCUAUCAACAAUGCCACGGCUGGUCAUGAGAAACUGUCGGAGGCAAUGCCCAUGGCGUCUGAACUGAACAACUACACUGACCCGAAUUUCGUUGAGAACAUGCAGCAAAAUGAAAUGCAUAUGCAUGAGGUUGCAGCUGCGGAGCCUGUCAUCAAGCAUCACUGUCACUGUAUGCAUCGCUGUAAACAGGCAGCAUCAGUCCUUGAAUCUGAACCUAUUCAGCAUACAGCUCAGAUGCAAGAGGUAGUGAACAACAUGCAAGCUGCUGCAGCUGAAGUGAAAGUUGAGGCUGACGCUGUAUCUCAAGGUGUGCAAGAACUGGCAGAAACAUGUGGAGCUGCUGCUUCUGAUGCAUCUGAGCAAUUGGCUAAUGUUGCUCAAAAAGUAGAACAAACUGAGCAAAAGAUUUUCCCUCGCAGACGAAACGGACUUGACUAACAAGUCUAUUGAUAGCUAAAAAAUGUGAUAUAAUUAUAUUGCUUGCUUACCUUUAUAAAAUC